Molecule: messenger RNA, 993 nt
Organism: Pistacia vera
Lineage: Eukaryota; Viridiplantae; Streptophyta; Magnoliopsida; Sapindales; Anacardiaceae
Product: pentatricopeptide repeat-containing protein At1g62680, mitochondrial-like
Exons: 2
Coding region: 1-993 (330 amino acids)
Molecular function (GO): protein binding
Source: RefSeq, a predicted model, not a curated record
AUGGCCUCCAAAACCUUUCUUCGUCGUUGUUAUUCUUCUUCUGAAACCAAAUUCUCAUCUUUAUUGACAAAUUCAUGUAAAGUGGCUACAACUAUACCAAAAGAUUCAGUACAUAAUGUUGAAGAGGUAGCGAGGCUUGAUAAAUUCCUUCAAAAAGAUUAUAAAGAAGGUACUAUCACUGCUGAUGAAGCAUGCUAUUUCUUUUGUUUAAUGACUCAUAUGCAACCGAAACCACCGAUUUCUUCAUUCAACCAGUUGUUUGGAGUGCUUGCUAAGAAAAAGUCUCAUGAAGAUGUUAUUUUGCUGUACAAGAGAGUGGGUUUAAUUGGGUUGUUGCCGGAUUUGAUUACUUUGAAUAUUUUAGUUAAUUGUUUUUGUAAUGUGGGUAGAGUAUGUGAUGGUUUUGUUGUUCUUGGGAGGAUUUUGAGGUGGGGUUUUAGCCCAAAUGUUGUGACUUUGACUUAUUUGAUUAAAGGAUUGUGUUUGGAGAAUAGGAGUUCAAAGGCUAGGAGGUUGUACAAGAAAAUGGUUGUGUUUGGGGUUAUGCCUAACGUGAUUACGUAUGUGACUUUGAUUAACGGGUUGUGUCAGACAGGAAAGGUGGAGGAAGCUAAUGGAACUGACUAUCAAAGUGGAAGGAAACCUAAUGAUCUGCAUGAGCAAUCAUCCCAACUAGAAGAAACUAGUUAUUCACAGUCACAGGGUAAGGAAGAACUAUCUUCUGAUGAGUCUAAAUCAGGGCAUGAUGAUUUACAUUUACCUAUUGCACUAAGGAAGGGUAUUAGAUCCUUUACAUUGCAUCCUAUUGCUAAGUAUGUGGCAUACGAUAAGUUGGUAGAUGAUUUUUUGGCAUUCACCACUAAUCUCUCAGGUGUGAAGGUUCCAACACCGAUACAUGAAGCGUUUGGGGAUGAAAAAUGGAGGAAGACUAUGAUAAAGGAGAUGGAGGCUCUUGAGAAAAAACAAGAGUUGGGAGCUGGUGAGUUUACCUAG